AUGCUCCAGAACUGGGACCCCGAAUUCCGCAAAAUCAAAAUCUUCGUCAAGGUCUAUCACAGCGAGACUGUGGAGUUGGCAAAGGAGCUCUAUGAUCUCGAGUAUCUCGGGAGUUAUCUCUUCGUCAAUGUCAUGGCUCGGUUCAAUUACGUGAACGAGGACUUGGCGGAGGAAGCUUUGGAGAUUCACAAGACACGUCAUAGGCGACAUUACAAGAUGGUCUUCGAGGAGGGCAAGACUCUGGCCGACGUCAGAGCUGAUCGGCUCAAGCACGAGAAGUUGGAAAGAGCGAGAAAUGUGCGGGACCCGAUGCUGCGCUUGCAAUUUGAAAUCCCUUUGUUCUGA
Messenger RNA from Fusarium coffeatum, 345 nucleotides. RefSeq lists its product as uncharacterized. Bases 1 to 345 code for a protein of 114 amino acids. The transcript has a single exon. NCBI's taxonomy places the organism in Eukaryota, Fungi, Ascomycota, Sordariomycetes, Hypocreales, Nectriaceae. The record is from RefSeq and is a predicted model, not a curated record.